Messenger RNA from Abrus precatorius (Indian licorice), 3901 nucleotides. Its product is annotated as senescence associated gene 20-like. NCBI's taxonomy places the organism in Eukaryota, Viridiplantae, Streptophyta, Magnoliopsida, Fabales, Fabaceae. The transcript has a single exon. Bases 1567 to 2010 code for a protein of 147 amino acids. The record is from RefSeq and is a predicted model, not a curated record.
CAGUCCAAAAGUCGAUGUAUAAAUUUGGUACAAAUUAUUAGUAUCAAGAACAGACAUGGAUUUGGAUCAAGAAUGGACAGAAAUACGAAUUAUAGGCGAAAGAAAAGAUACAAUAUUUUACCAAUCAUUAUUAACUCUUGUUUUUCUUGCUCGAUACUGGAAUUUAGUGGUUGAAUACACUGAUUCUUCCCUAUAUUCGUUGAGUACUAGAGCUGCAUGUAUGAUGUCCAAAGGUAAAUUAUUUUCUGUUUUAUUGUCUGAUCCAGUAUUGUGUUUGUCAUAAACUAUUAAAAUGAUUAAUUGGGUGCAUAAUAUACAUUAAGAGAGUGAUUAGAAAAAAAUAUGAAGUGCUCAUAAAAAAAAUUUACUUUAUUCGUCUAAUUAAGUUAUUUACUCAAUUACAUCCUAAAUUUCACUUAAGUUGAUUAUGAGAAAUUUGAAUACCAUGCAUAGUCUUUUGAAUAUAUGUACUCAUUGUAGUAAUAAAGAUGUAUUACACACAUUAAUUUGCUAAUACUAAUGUCAAUGUUCAAACUAUUGUUAACCCAGUGAUCUAUAAGGUGAGGUAUGGCACCUCACAAAUGAUGUAGUUUCAAUUUUGGUAAUUUUUUUUAACUUACAAACUUAUAUUAUUAUGUAAUUUUAAAGUAUUACACCACUUUUUUAUAUAGAUAUGAAAAUGUUUAAUCAUUGUAUUAAUAUAUGAAUUAUUGAAUAUUACAAAUUUUAUAUGUUGACAUCUUUAUUCAUGCCUAUAAUACCAUGAUCUAACGUAACUAAGGCAAAUUGAUUUGUCGUUUAUUUAACCCACGGACACUUUGGGAAGCAAAGGUUGCAGUGGUAGACAAAAUCAUGGAAGAUCCUUCAAAUAACAUUCCAAAAGGGUCAAUUUAACUUAGCACUUUUAGAUUAUACCUAAAACAUUUAACGAAUAUUGUUAAGGUUUUCAAUAGGACAAGCCGUUACCUAGGGUAGAUUAGUCACAGAAGAAAUGCACCCUUCAUGGUUUUGGCUCAAAGACACGCGUAUAUCUACAAAUCCACUUCGGUAUCUCCGCGAUAAAGGGUUCGAGUUUAAUGGCUUAUGAUUGUCGUUAAAUGUAGUUUUCUAUUGUGACAGAUUUUGACACUUCACACGUGCAGCAUUAACUGCAAGUUCUAGGAGCUAAUCGGCAUCGUCCAAUCCUCCAUUUCAUAAAGUAAUCAAUCUCCACCGUCUAUGUCUAUUAUUUUCAAAUUAAACAAUGUAUUUCAAAUUAUUUUCAAACAACUGACAAGUCUAAAAAAUAUAUCCCCUUAAAAUUUGUACACAACAUUUUGAAAAAAAUAUGAGUCACAGAUCAUACAUUAAAAUCAUAAAAAUGUGUCCCAGUGUGGAAUAUUGAUUGUUAGAAAGCAAACAAUUCUGUAUAUGGCCCUUUGACCACAAUUUGCCGUUUAUACCCCUAGCUAGGCCUAUAAAUAUGCGGCUCUUCAUGCCAGAUUGCCAUGCACAAAACAGAGUAAACCCACCUUCUAAUUAAAUAAGAAUAGGAAGCACAUAGCUAGCUCCAUUGAAAUUUGAAGAAUGGAGGAAAUGAAAAACAAGGCAACGGUGGAAGCACUCUACAAGGCACUGUUGGGACAGGGCCAAAUGGAAAUGGUGACAAACAUGUUAGCAAGUGACCUUGAGUGGUGGUUCCAUGGCCCCCCACAGUGCCACCACAUGAUGAGGGUGCUCACCGGAGAAAUUGAACACAACAAGGGGUUCCGAUUCGAGCCGAGGAGCGUCACCGCCAUCGGAGAGUGUGUGAUCACCGAGGGAUGGGAAGGCCAGGCUUAUUGGGUCCAUGUUUGGACAGUGAAAAAUGGUCUCAUCACACAAUUUAGAGAGUACUUCAACACAUGGCUUGUGGUGAGAGAUUUGAGGCCACCAGGGUGGCAAAGCAAACAUGACAACAUCACAUUGUGGCAAAGCCAGCCUCGUGAUCUCUAUAGCCGCUCACUUCCUGGAUUGGUAUUAGCAAUUUAGUUCUAAGAAAAAUACUAGUAACGCACUCUCCAGUCAAAUUUACUAAAUCACAUCGAUCUUACGUUUUAUUUAAUGAAUGUUAUUAUUAUUUAUUGAAACUUUCAUGAACAAUCUUAAUGGGGUAAAAGUUUUCUGCAAUAUAACAAGGGACAUAAUUGAAUCGAUAUCAUGAUAUGUUGGGGUAUCAAUGCAAUGCGGAAGACUUGAUUAAAUUUAAUUGAAAAUAAAGAGAAGGAAGAGAAUAAUGGAGACAAGAUUUUAACAUGAGAAAAACUCCAACUCGAAAAAAAAAAUCUACAGACAACGACGAACAAAGUUAUUCCACUAUGUAAAAAGGAAAGUACAAGAAGUCCUCUAAAAUUAUGAGGACAGAGUAAUAAAUCACUCUAUAUUUCUCUCAAUAAAUACUCUCUCAAGUUGAAUAAGAGCUACAAAAAUAAUACUCUCAAUUUCUCUCCGAUCCGUAAAUUGAUAUACAAAAGAUCAUAAUUUUGGUGUGUCUGUCAUUCAUUCCUACACUGGGUAUUUAUAGGCAAAAUUUUGUAAAGUUUUUCAACAAUUACUGUAGCAAUUCGGUGCCUACCAAAUGAAAAAAUCAGUGCUUACAAAGAUUAAAAAAAACAAAGUCGGUGCCUGCAAACGUUGACAAACUGAGCCACCUACUAACAAUCUCCACCUUGGAUCAGUUUUGAUAAAUUGCUCGACGUCGUUUAAACCCCGAAGGGCAUUCAAGUGCUGUAGAGACCAACCAAGUCCAAGCAAUGCUGGAACUUGGCCUUUGGAAGAGGCUUAGUAAGCAUAUAAGCUGGAUUCUCAGAUGUAUGAAUCUUCUGAACCACGACUUCACCCUUAGCAACAAUUUCUCGGAUAAAAUGAUGUCUCACAUCAAUAUGUUUUGUCCUGUCAUGGUAGCGGUUAUGCUUGGUCAAGUAAAUAGCACUCUGACUAUCACAAAACACAGUAAGAACAUCCUGUGUAAGACCAAGUUCAUUAAUCAAACCUUUAAGCCAAAGAGCCUCUUUCACACCCUCUGUUGCUGCAACAUAUUCAGCUUCAGUCAUAGAUAAUGAUGGAAGAGACUGAAGCUGAGCUUUCCAACUAAUAGCACAGUUACAGAGAGUAAAUAUGUAACUAGAAAGAGAUCUUCUUUUGUCAAGAUCACCACCAUUAUCCGAAUCAACAAAACCUGUAACUUCAGUUGUUGCAUGAUUUCUAUCAAAUACCAAGCCAAUAUCAGAAGUACCUUUGAGAUACCAAAAAAUCCAUUUUACAACACUCCAAUGAUCCUUUCUAGGAUUAUGCAUAUACCGACUCACCAUACUAACGGCAUAUGCUAAAUCAGGUCUAGUGCAUACCAUAGCAUACAUAAGACUGCCAACAGCACUAGCAUAAGGAACGCGUGACAUACGCUCCAUGUCUUCCUCUGUCUCAAGACAAAUGUCAGAUGAUAACUUGAAAUGUGUAGCAAGUGGAGUAGAAACAGAUUUGCAAUUAGACAUAUUAAACCUGUCAAGCACUUUCUCAACGUAUUUUUGUUGAGAUAGGAACAAUUUACCAGCUUGACGAUCCUUGCAAAUCUCCAUACCAAGAAUCUUCUUAGCUGCACCCAAUUCUUUCAUCUCAAACUCAUUAUUGAGUUGAGUUUUCAAUUUCUUGAUCAGAGAUUUGUCACGUGAUGCAAUCAACAUAUCAUCAACAUAUAGUAACAAGUAUAUGUAAGAUUCAUCAGGAAGUUUUUGAAAAUAAAUACAGUCGUCAUGUUGACUUCUGCAAUAACCUUGCCCAAUCAUAAAGGAAUCAAACCUUUUGUACCAUUGUCUUGGAGCUUGUUUGAGUCCAUAUAAAGAUUUCUUCAAUCAGUAGACAAGAUGCUCUUUACCAGGAACAAUAA